Anopheles aquasalis is the source of this 920-nucleotide messenger RNA. Its product is annotated as lipopolysaccharide-induced tumor necrosis factor-alpha factor homolog. The record is from RefSeq and is a predicted model, not a curated record. NCBI's taxonomy places the organism in Eukaryota, Metazoa, Arthropoda, Insecta, Diptera, Culicidae. Gene Ontology annotation, molecular function: zinc ion binding.
GCAAUCUUAUCGCUUCUUAUCACAAAAUGCAUAUCGUAUGAUAUAGGGAAGGGGUAGUGAUUAGGGGACCGGUCCCAGAGGAUGUUCAAAUUUCAACCAACCCAACCGACAGGUGAGUUGACGUUCGAAGCCCGCCCAACACAGAGGUACUCCGACGCCGCCCCAGGAUCGCCAUCGAAGUAGUGGAACGAAUAGAGCCAGCCAGAAACCAGCGCCACCAGAGUGACAACGAACCAUGGAUCCUCCUUCCUAUGAACAGAUCGAUCGUCCGGUGCCGGGGGCCUACCCACAGCAGCAACCGGCCUCGUUGCAAACGACGGUGAUCGUGACAAGUCCACAGGUUGGUCCAGAUCCGACGACCAUCAUUUGUCCGUCGUGCCGGGCGACGGUUGUGACACGGUUGGAGUACGAAACCACCACCAAGACGCACCUGUGUGCCGGUUUACUGUGUUUGUUCCUGUGCUGGCCCUGUGCCUUUGUGCCAUACUGUUCGACGGCGUGUCGCGAUGCGAACCAUUACUGCCCCAACUGUGGAUCUUUCAUCGGAUCUUAUCGGAAGUAGAAAUCAUUCCUCCCCACGGCACCCUUUGUCAAGUGCUUGUGCGAACUGAUGUGCCUGACGGACCGUCGAUUCCCGAUUGGAGAAGCCUCCUGGUUGCGAAACGGGCUAAAAAUCAAUUCAAAUACCGUGGUGUGUAAUGUGGUGGUUGAUAAGAUAUCGUGAAUCAACUGCGGCGGGAGCACGAAUCGACAGACGUUAGCUGUUUUCGGAAUUUCCGAUAAAUUUCCCAUUCGAAAGCCCAAAAUGCAGCCGGAGCUCUACGGUGGGUUGAAUGCGUCAAAUGCGUGUUAGGUUAAUGUGAGUUUACGGUGUUAUCGUGUGUUAAAUCGAGAUAAAUAAACCAUUAUACUUAUUCACA